AGAGGCGCGGGACGAGGAAGAAGCUACAUAACAACACAGCGGACUCUCAGGUGAGCUGGUCCAGCUGUUGGUAGGAGAUCCUCUGGCUCCCGGAGCCUGGACGCGGCUUCCUGGCCGGACUGAGAGCAGGUCUGGGCCGCAGCUUUCUGUCGCGUUUCUCGGUGUUUUUCCCUGUAAAUCCGCCGUUAGUUUGAUUCUUUUAGCCAAACACUGAGGCUGUUAUUGAACCGGCUGCUCAAACUUCAGGAGACAGUUGGCGCUUUGAACAGGUGUUAUGAAGAGAAAUGCCUGCAGGUGUUAUUCAGACUGGUAUUAAAGGGCCAGUACGCUCUUUAUUGAUCUAGACGCAAUUAAAUCUACUGUUGUAAUAAAUCAGUUGGACUUAUGUCACCCGGCGAGUUUAUCACACAUUAGUCGUUAGCAUCAAUGUCAGAUUAUUUUGGGCCUUUUUAUGAUUUAUUUAAGCUGCUGUUGCAUUAGUAGAAAUCAGAACUAUAAGGAUUUUUUUAAAAGUUUUGGGGAAAACUUGGAUUUAUUGAUCAUGUCAUUUUUUUAAAUCACAUAAAAUCAAAUUAGGCUGAAGUAUAUCCAUAAACACCCAGUAAUAUUUGUUGGUCAAGAAGCUCCUGCCAUCUUUCUUGGCAGUUUGUUAAAACUGGUUGUUUCUCAGCUCAGGUCCAGCAGGUUUGCAAACAAUAAUUUAACUUUUAACUGUUUCAGACGAUCUGAAGGCAACAAUAAGUCUAAACAGUUCAUGUCCAGGAUGUGUGGGGUCUGCAGAGAUGUCUGCUGCCCUUUUCCUGACCCUUGACUUGCACUCUGGAUCUGUCUGGUUCUGAAGAUGAUUCAAGUCAGACUUUUUAAAUCCAUUACUGCAGCUGCAUGUUGUCACUCCUUCCAUUCUGGAGAUAAACGAACAUUGAAAGGCACAAAUCAAAGAGUAAAUAAAACCCAAAUCCAGUUAUUAUUUUUGCCGAUAAGCUGUUUAAAUUGGUUCUUAAGGCUGGUUUCUUUAUAUGUCUGUGCAAAAUGUGAUAUUUUCGUGUAAAUGUAUUUAAAUUUGCAAUAUUUUAGCCUGAGACCGUCUCAGUGCUGCCCUCUGUGGGUCAAACAGUGGCUGCUGCAGUUGAACUUAACCAGGCGGUCCAGAUUGGUUGACGUCACUCAGCCCAAGUUCAGGUAUAAAACCACCUGACUCAGACACGCCCCCUGCUGGCGAGUCAGGAGGCGGAAUAGUGAUCGUGGCGAGCGUUGAUCGUCAUUUGUGAUUUAUGUGCAGCGGACACGGAGUGGAGCAGGUCUGGACGACUGGGAGAGACUGACAGCAGCUGAGGAAGAGCUGACGGCAGCAGACUCACUCAGGACGGUUUCUGCAGAGCGGUUGCUGCUUCACACGUCCAAAAAGUCUAAUAACAGAGAAAAAAGUUGCUGCAUGUGUCACUAGUUGCUUUCUUAAGACGGUCCCAGAGAUGAGCAGCAGCCUCCUGCUGUCGCCGUGGCACCGGGGUUUCCGUCAUGGCCGCCUCCUGCUCCUGUCCUCCCGGCGGGCCAGGUGGUUCAGUUCGGAUGACCGGAUCAGCCGCAGCCUCCGGGAGAGCUACAGGGUGCUGCAGCUGCCUGCCGAGGGCCGCAGCAGCCCCGCGGAGGUGAGGGCCGCCUACCUGCGCCUCGCCAAGCUCUACCACCCGGACUGCGGCGAGCCCACCGCCGACGCUGGGCUGUUCGCUCUGGUCGAGGAGGCGUACCGGGCCGUCCUGGCCCAUCAGAGUAAGACCCGACAGCCGGACGGAGCGACGGAGGACGACGAGGACAAAAGCCGAGGAAACGCUCUGCAGCACCGACACUACCUGAGCUACGAGGGCGUGGGCUCAGGAGCCCCCAGCCAGCGGGAGCGGCAGUACCGGCAGGUCCGUGUGGACCGGGCCGCCGAGCAGGUCCUCAGCUACCGCCAGAGAGAGCACGAGCGCGCCGCGGCGGCUGACGGGGCGAUGGCGGAACGGGACGCCCGUCAGCGCAGCCACAAGAUCAAGAUCACGCAGGCGGUGGAGCGGCUGGUGGAGGACCUGAUCCAGGAGUCCAUGGCCCGCGGAGACUUCCGGAACCUGAGCGGCGCCGGGAAGCCGCUCAACAAGUUCCAGCACAACCCGUACGCCGACCCCAUGACCCACAACCUCAACCGCAUCCUCAUCGACAACGGCUACCAGCCGCCCUGGGUGGUGACGCAGCGCGACAUCCGGGAGGGCGCCGCCCGGGUCCGGAGCCGGCUGCUGGAGGGCCUGGCGCGGCUCGGCGACCCCAUGACCCCGGCCGAGCGCCGCCACUGGGAGCGGCUCUGCGGCGCCGUGGAGGAGGAGCUGGCGAAGCUCAACAAGAUGGUGGACGACUACAACCUGAUCGUCCCCAUGCUGGGCAUGCAGAUGGUCCACUUCAGCCUGGCCCGGGAGGCGGCGCGGGCCCAAAGGGUUGCCGAGCAACGGAGGGCGGAGCUUCUGCAGGUCCGGCAGGAAGAGAGGGAGCGGAGGAAGGAGGAGAAGAAGAGAGCUAACUCUGCAAACAGGACUCCAACUAAGAGGCGAGGCCUGGUGUCCUGGAUGCAGAGUCUGCUCGGAUACUAACCCUGCAUAGCAACGGGCAAAAGUCUCCGACCAGCCGCUGCUUUAUUCAUCUUUAAAAGGGAAAUUAAACUAAAACACAAGAGGAAAACAAAGAAUAAGUUUUAUCAUCAAACCAGGAGAUUGUUGCUGUAUGGAAAAUUCUUAUUGAAUUAAUGUGAUGAUCAUUAACAUGAUCUGUUCUAAUGCUCCUUUGCACACAGACUGAAGGUCUCUCUGGUACCGAACGUUGCGUCGUCAUUAGUUUUGUUUCCAUCUGAGGAAUUUAGAGCAAACUUUUAAAGUUUAGAGUUUCAAAAAAGAAAAAUAAAAGUGAAUUGGCCGUGUUUCCACCUACUGGUUUAGAGUGAAUCAACCAGGACAUGUCACUUCGUCACAUGUUGACGUUACGCUUGUCUACAGCAAACAGGAAGUAGAGGUUGCUAACUAACAUAAACCACAUCUCUGAAUACAAAGGAGAGAAUCUGGAUUUUUUUUUUCUCCUUGUUUUGUGCCUCUGGUAAGGCACAGAUGAACCACAGGUGGGUCCGUUCCUUACCAGAGGAAAUGGUCCCAAUCUUCAGCGUGGUUUUCCUCUACUUCCUGUUUAUUCCAGCCACGCGAAGCAUCAACAUCUGAAUAAAUUACACUCUUCAUAGCCUGUAGAUGGAAACAUGCAGAAUUCUCUUUCUUUUUUCUUUUUUUACAGCUUUUUAAAAGUUCACUCAUAAUUUGCGUGACACUUGUAAACAUAGUGAAUGAACUGAGAAGAAUCCAGAAGGAAAAAACAGAGCAAACACUAAUGUUUGGUUGCUGUGAGACAUUAAAGAUUAUUUAUUUAAAAUCUU
Molecule: messenger RNA, 3439 nt
Organism: Xiphophorus hellerii (green swordtail)
Lineage: Eukaryota; Metazoa; Chordata; Actinopteri; Cyprinodontiformes; Poeciliidae
Gene: dnajc28
Product: DnaJ (Hsp40) homolog, subfamily C, member 28
Exons: 2
Coding region: 1470-2615 (381 amino acids)
Source: RefSeq, a predicted model, not a curated record